AAGUUCCGGGGAGCACUUGAAAGCAGCACCAACAAGUACAGCUCGCUUAUCGUCAGAGCGGUGGUUCACAAAGAUGGAGGACUACACAGCUAAGCAAGGGAUCGAAAACCUCGACGACCCUCCAAACAGCCGCCUGUUUGUGGUCACAAGUCGAGCCAUGACUGAAGAUGCGCUGCGAGACAGUUUCUCCGUGUUCGGUGAAAUUCAGGGCGUGUGGGUCGUCAAAGACAAGCAGACAAAGGAAUCCAAGGGAGUCUGCUACGUGAAGUUCGCCAAAUCUUCUCAUGCCUGCUUGGCUAUGGAGGAAAUGCACGGCAAAGUGCUGGUGGAAGGAACCAAACCCGUCAAGGUAUUCAUUGCCCAGUCACGGUCUUCAAAUAGGCACAGAGAUGUGGAGGAUGAAGAACUCACCAGAAUCUUUGUAAUGAUCCCCAAAACCUUCACAGAGGAUGAUCUCAAAGACACAUUUAAAGAAUAUGGUGAUAUUGAAUAUUGUGUGAUCAUUAAGAACAAGUUCACAGGGGAAAGUAAAGGUUUGGGCUACGUCAGAUACUACAAACCCUCGCAGGCUGCUGUCGCUAUAGAGAACUGUGACAAAACUUACAGAGCCAUCCUGGCUGAACCUCGGACCAAGAACACAGUGACGGAAGAUUACUCUUCUGGACCGCCCAGGGGAGAUUACAUGGGUGGUAACGACUCCAACAACCAGUACGCACUCCCGGCACUCCCUUCACUCCCAGCACUCCCUAUGGCCGAUCCCGGGAACUACCCGGUCAUGGACUAUCGCUCCACUGAUUACACACGGUGCCUGAUGAUGUCAACGCGGGCUGCGAUGACUCAAGAGCAGAUCUUUGCUCUGUUUGACAUCAUUCCUGGGAUGGAGUACUGUGAACUACAGAGAGACUCUUAUGGAAUGAGCAAAGGUCACGCAUUGAUUCGUUAUGGUAAUCUGGGAUCAGCAGUUUAUGCCAAGGACAAGCUGAAUGGCUUUGAAUAUCCACCUGGAAACAGACUGGUAGUAACUUUUGUUGACGACGGAGAGGACCGCAGCAGUCCCGUAGGACGGAUGGCCAUGCAGUUUGUGGCGACUCAGAUGAUGUCCUCGGCGUGGAACGGACCUUCAAACAAUCAAGGGAUGAAACCACCCCCUUUUGCCCCUCCCGCUCCAAUGUCUCGGGUUCAGACCGACGUCAGCCUCCCUCCGCACAAGAAGCUGGCUGCACCUGACAGUAAAUCCAAGGAGCGCUUGUUCAUCGUGUUCAGCCCCUCCCCGCUGCCCCCGGACAUACUGGAAGAUGUCUUCUGCCGCUAUGGUUCGCUCAUCGAGGUCCACCUGGUUCCGGGCAGGAAAGUGGGCUACAUAAAGUAUGCAGACAAACAGUGCGCAGACGACGCCAUGGCGGCGCUCCACGGUCGGGUCGUCAACGGGGUAAAGAUGAAGGUGAUGCUCGCCGAUCCUCCCCGAGAGGAAUCGCACAAACGUCCUCGUACCUAUUAGGACCACGAGACGAUAAAUGUGCGCGGAGUUGCCCCCUGGUGGCCAUUCAAUAUAUUCUUACUUGUGGGUUAUCAUCAGACGUCAAACAGACAGAAAGCAUCCAUUUUUUUAUAUACGGUCUAUGUUUGUUACACGUAUUGUUUGUAUAAACACACACUAUAGAUUUAUAGCUAUUUUUCUUCAGUAGUUGGCUGUAGGCGACUGGACUUGCUUGAGUUGAGUUCAACAAUAAUGCAGAAAUUGUCCACUUAAGGCAGUUUAAGUCAAAGUUUUAUCAAAAAAGAAAUAAAAUAUUCAUUUGAAACUCCAAACAAUGUCCUUACUAAAAUCACAGUUAGUCAGUCAUGUGAUGUGUUGGGACUUCACGUCUUUUAUUAUUCAGUAAUUCUUUGUGUAAUGUAAUGUAAUUUAUUUUUCAAGACAGGAACAAUGCACAAUAAAACCUUAAUCUUAAAGAGAAUAUGCAGUGUGUGUAUUAAGAUGCCGUUUCACUUCAUAUAUGAGACAGUUGAGUGUCCACUAGGGGUGGGAAUCACAGAGUACCUCACAAUGCGAUACAUGGUCCACGAUACCAGUAAUAUCUUGAUACAACGAUUCCGUGAUGAUCAAUAUAUUGCAGUACAAUAAUAUAGCAGUGCAUCACAAUAAUUGUCUAACUGAAAAAAAGUCCAUGUAUGUAACGUGGAUGGAGCAUCUCUUGACGUAGCUUUCCCCGCCAUCAUCCCACCGUAAACUCCCUCGUCUUCGGGCCAGAUAACUUGCGCCCACGUUUCCCUCAUUCACCGGGUAGCGACGUGUUAACUGUUCAUUUUAGAGCGCCUAUCGAUGAUUGUAUUGCGUGUUAAAGGACAACGAUAUAUCGAUAUUUUGACCCACCCCUAGUGUCCGCCUGCAUGUCUUCCACACACCUGUCAGUAUUGUGAUCCUCAGCCUAACAUCAACAAGUUUCUAAUGAUACUUGAGUUGUUUCUCUCCCCGUGAAUAACACUGCAGCUUCUUGUUCCCUAGGCGACUGUUGUCAUGACACAAUGACACCUGACCUGACAGACCCGACCGACAUCAACACCUGCUCCUGACCCCUGACACGAACUUUGACCACCUGUCUGACCUUACUUCUGGUCAGUGACCUUGCUGUGACUCACUGGUACAAUAGGUCUGUGAACAGCAUCAUCACAUCCAGUGUAGUGUGUUUGUGGUCCCUUUAGGUGAUUUUAUGCUUCUUUCCUUUAGCCUUGACUCUUGUUUUGGCUCCAAACAGCCCGACUAGCCCGUGUACAGCAGCAGUGCCCCUUCAUUUCUCAACUGACACCUGCUUAAACAUUUCAUUUCUAGUGUAUGUCUAGAGCUUCUUUUUAAAAAAUCGGCAGAAGCUGCAAUCUGAUCACGAGUUAUAACAACAAGCAUGAUGUAUAAUGCUGAAUUUAGACAGUUAGGUGUCUUUGCCCUCCUUUUCCUUCUCUUAAUUGCUUUGCCGUUUUUAUCUCAUGUUGAGCUCAGUCCAACUGUUUCUUAAUCUGAAACUGUACAUGUCUUUUUGUCUCAGUGAAAAUAAACGUUGGGUUCAAACACCA
Solea solea (common sole) is the source of this 3069-nucleotide messenger RNA. It is a transcript of the gene rbm45, whose product is annotated as RNA binding motif protein 45. The record is from RefSeq and is a predicted model, not a curated record. Bases 74 to 1498 code for a protein of 474 amino acids. The transcript is spliced from 11 exons. Lineage: Eukaryota; Metazoa; Chordata; Actinopteri; Pleuronectiformes; Soleidae. Gene Ontology annotation, molecular function: RNA binding.